This is a messenger RNA of Austrofundulus limnaeus, 4486 nucleotides long. RefSeq names its product G-protein-coupled receptor kinase 7A. Lineage: Eukaryota; Metazoa; Chordata; Actinopteri; Cyprinodontiformes; Rivulidae. Gene Ontology annotation, molecular function: ATP binding; rhodopsin kinase activity. Gene Ontology annotation, cellular component: cytoplasm. The record is from RefSeq and is a predicted model, not a curated record. The transcript has 4 exons. Bases 167 to 1837 code for a protein of 556 amino acids. Gene Ontology annotation, biological process: regulation of signal transduction; protein phosphorylation; signal transduction.
UAGGUUUGCAGGUAGACUGYGUGACGGAGCUCAUUUGCACACCGGCUUUAGAGGGAAUUGCGCUCUCUCUCUCAGACCCACAGAUUCUGAAGGUGAGUGGGCAUCCCCAGGAAGCUGCUGAAGAACCCGGUCCUGUAGGGGGCACAGACCACAAACAGCCACCAAGAUGUGUGACAUGGGGGGUCUGGAUAACCUGGUGGCCAACACGGCCUACCUGAAAGCCCAGAGUGGGGAUGACAAGGAGAUGAAGAAGCGCCGUCGCAGCUUGGCUCUCCCUAAACCAGAUCAGUGUGCUGCCCUCAGAGAUUCCAUCGACAAGGACUUUACUUCACUUUGUGAAAGGCAGCCAAUAGGGAAAAAAUUGUUCCGUGAAUUCUUGGCCAGUAACCCAGAGUUUAUGCUUGCGGCUGAGUUCCUGGAUGAGUUGCAAGACUGGGACCUGGCUGAAAGUGCGAACAAAGACAAAGCACGCCAGGUUGUCAUGAACAAGUACUGCAAAGCUGACUCUAAGUCCUUCCUGACCUUUCUUACUGGGGAGGCUGCUGAAAAAUGCAAGUCUGUCACAGAUGCCAACUUUGAAGAGGUGAUGAAAACCAAAGUCCAGGAAGGUGUAAGAGAUUUUCUGAAAGGCAAACCGUUUAAAGAGUACCAGACCAGCUCGUUCUUUGACAAAUUCCUUCAAUGGAAAGAGUAUGAGAAACAGCCCAUCACCGAUAAAUACUUCUACGAGUUCAGAACUCUGGGCAAAGGAGGAUUUGGAGAGGUUUGUGCUGUGCAGGUGAAAAACACGGGUCAGAUGUACGCCUGCAAGAAGUUGUGUAAAAAGCGCCUGAAGAAGAAGGGCGGAGAGAAGAUGGCCCUGUUGGAGAAGCAGAUCUUGGAGAAAGUUAACAGCCUGUUUCUGGUCAACUUGGGCUAUGCCUAUGACACCAAGUCCCACCUGUGCCUUGUCAUGACCCUGAUGAACGGAGGAGACCUCAAGUACCAUAUUUACAACAUCGGCUACGACGGCAAAGGUGUAAACAAAGGCAUUGAGAUGAAACGCAUCAUCCACUACACGGCGCAGAUCACCACCGGCAUCCUGCACCUGCACGCCAUGGAUAUUAUAUAUCGUGACAUGAAGCCAGAGAAUGUGCUGCUGGAUAGCCAGGGCCAGUGCCGACUUUCAGAUUUGGGUCUGGCCAUACAGAUCCCUGUUGGGAAGACYGUCACCCAGAUGGCUGGUACAGGAGCAUACAUGGCCCCUGAGAUCCUCUCCAAAACCCCAUACCGGACAUCCGUGGACUGGUGGGCCCUGGGCUGCAGCAUCUACGAGAUGGUGGCCGGCUACACGCCUUUCAAAGGCCCUGAGAACAAAAAGGAGAAGGUGGAGAAAGAAGAGGUGCAGCGCCGGAUCAUCAAUGAAGAGCCAAAGUGGGAACACAAGUGCUUCGACGAUGUCACCAAGGAUAUCAUCCAACAGUUCCUCAAGAAGAAACAAGAAGAACGCCUGGGCAUGAAGAACAACAUGGAGGAUCCGAGAAAGCAUGACUGGUUUAAGAGCAUCAACUUUCCCCGUCUAGAGGCAGGCCUGGUGGAUCCUCCCUGGGUCCCCAAACCCAACGUGGUCUAUGCCAAGGACACGGGUGACAUUGCAGAGUUCUCUGAUGUCAAGGGCAUCGUGUUUGAUGCCAAGGACGAUAAAUUUUUCAAGGAGUUCAACACAGGAGCUGUGCCCAUCCAGUGGCAGCAGGAGAUGAUCGAUACCGGACUGUUUGAGGAGCUCAAUGACCCCAACAGGAAAGAAGGAGGAGGUUUGGAUGAUGAAAAGAAGUCUGGCACGUGUAUAAUGAUGUGAGCUGGCACAAGUUCACCAUGCAACACCUAAUCAGACUCAUGUAUUUGUUUUCUUUGUCUGAAGCGCAAUAACAUCAAURUCAAAAAAGGUAAAAUCCAGGAGAUUGUGAGCAUCUGUGUUGGGACCAUCUUUUUUUUGUAAGUAUGCUCCUGGUUUAGAGAUCAGCUGCUCUUGAGGCUCAGUAAAAUAUCAAAAAUGCAAUGAUGGAUUUUACAUGUUUCCUGUUUGAAGACAURAAUAUUUAAUUUUUUAGCCACUUUAACCAUGACAGCUAGCAGUAUUURCAGUGAUGAUGUUAGAGGAGUACGCCAGAAAAACAGUUUAAUGUGAGACAAAACUGUCAAAGACAAUAAAGCGGGGUUUGCCUGAUUAUUAUUUAGUCAAAUUGUUCUUAAGUUUAGAAUUGUAACCAAACUGGGAAAAACAGAUUUAAAAAUCUGUAAACUGAGGAAUUUUUUGUAGCAUUUUCUGUAUUUUGUUGAUACCACCAUAAAGCCACACUGUUUCUAUGAUGAAAAGUGCUUUAAAAUGACACUUGGCAGAAAAAUUUCUGGUUUUUUUUCUUUACUGUUGUGAUCUUAAACCUUACGAUUAUGAAUGAUCACAUUUACGUCAGGGUGGUUGUUCAGCCACCCGACAUGUUACCUUUACACCACAUAAAAAACAGUUGUUUGUAUUGUACAUAAAGAAACAAGUUUGAAUCUACUGUAUGCAGGAAAAAUAAAUGAUGUCAGUUAUUUAAAUUUAGUAAUAUUUUAAAAACAAACAAAUUAUAAAAAACCCUAAAAAAACAUUUUGAUUUCCUCCACUGUUACUGCUUUGAGGCUUUGAAGAAAGAUAUUUUGGCCAUUUUACAGUGGGGUUUUGUUGAAAUGUUAUGAAGGUUUAUUGCAGUGUGUAUAGCUCUUUGAACAACCUCAAUUUAGAGCAACAAACCUUUAAUAUUGAAAGGACCAACAAACUGUUGGCUCGUCUGAACCAUCAAUCAGGAAAUAAACCUGGACAUCUAAUAGGAACCAGGAAGUUGAAAUCAGAUUAGGAUAGGUUUACAAUCCCUUCUUUAAGAACUUUGCGAACUUACCUAACAAAAUUGGAAGAAACAAAACUUAAGAAACUUCAGGUGUGUCCUUAUAUAUUACUCCUGUAAGAUUUCCUCAGCUUUGCUCUGAUUCUAGUAACCAAACAAAAUGAUUUCAUUUUAAAAUGUGUCAAAAUGACUCUUUCAGAUAAAAAUAAUGUUAACUCAGAAAAAAAACUCUCCUUUAUCAUGUGAAGCUUCCCUGCGGGCUGGGUUCUAAGCCCCUCCCCCUCCAUAAACAAAUGCAUAAUUUUCUUUGGUAAAUUAAAUCAAACCCACCUCAUAGAGUGUUUUCAGUUGUUGCUUCCUGUCGUUUUUACAGUGYUAUUGUUGGCUCAAGUGUUUUAUCAUUUAUCUAAAAUGUUUAGCUGUUAAUUAAUUAUUACAUGAUUUAUUUAAAAAUGCACCAUGGCUGCACCCUUAAAAUGUCAUGGCUUCAGUUGUGAACAACAGAAGAAGACARAACAUUAUGUCAAGAUUUCCUUAACAGCAAAAAUUCUGAAUGCAGCCAAACCCAACACCAGUCCAUAAACAUUCAUUUUGCCUUCUGUUUCUCAAUACACGGUUCUUUUGACCAAAUUUUAAGGUUGUUUGCAAAUGAAAACAGCAGCAGCAGCUUGCAAUGGCAUUGUCAGUGCAGCCUCGGGCACUUCUAGCAAUAUCUUCAUGAACCGCAAAAUAGUCUAUGCCAGCUUGUUCAUAGACUGACUGGAUGUGUUGUGAUGUAAACUAUUGCAUCGCUGUCRUGUUUUCAUGACUAUUUACAUGGCUAUUGUGGCAGAAAUAUUAUAAAUUUCCUGCUGGAAGUGCCCUCAAGCUGCACAUCCAGCAGCUUCUGCUGACAGCUGCACUUUCAAACAACCACAGAUUUCUUUGUUUAUAACCAUGGAGUUUGAGACUGAGGGUGGUGUAAUGUUUAUGACAUAACGUUCCCACAAACCACUAUGAAACUUUAGAAAAUGGAGCUGUUUAAAGGUUUGGUCUUAGCCAUUUUCAGAAUAGCCGUGAGCUCAUCAAUCCCUUCAGAUUUGAACUCUUCCUCUCUAAAGCUUGUCUGUUUAAACAAGAUAUUAAUAGUUUCAUUGCCUUUUACAGAACUCUGCUUCAAAAUGGCUAAAAUACCCCUUUAAGCCCUGGGAAGUUGUGGAUAGACGAGUGCAGAAGCAGCAGCUCACUGUUGUGAAACAGGACAGUUUAGAGGAGUUAGGUAAUAAAUUCCUGUACCAGGAAUUAUAUUUCCAUCGUCCUAAAACACUGUGGUAAUUCAGGGUGAWAAUCUCUUAGUGUUGGAAUAAAUGAUUCAAACUAACAGAUCUAGAAAAAGAAUCUGCAGUUUUGGUAAUUAAGAAGGAUUUUUUAGUGUUAAAACUUUUUCUCUCYAAUGUCUCAGGGUGUUGUGUUUUUAAGUUGACAUUUGGGCAAAGCUKAGUUUUUACAAGUUGUGUUGAUUUAAAUGAAUGAUCCUGUAAUUAUGAAGGGAAAAAAUGYAGAAAAUUUGAUGCAAUUCUGAGACACUAUUGAAUCUUUAUUGAAAUUGGAAAAAAUAUAUAAAAUAAAGAAAUGUCUUUUAA